Molecule: messenger RNA, 2314 nt
Organism: Oryza brachyantha (malo sina)
Lineage: Eukaryota; Viridiplantae; Streptophyta; Magnoliopsida; Poales; Poaceae
Exons: 8
Coding region: 64-1854 (596 amino acids)
Biological process (GO): maturation of LSU-rRNA; maturation of 5.8S rRNA
Cellular component (GO): preribosome, large subunit precursor; Las1 complex
Molecular function (GO): endonuclease activity
Source: RefSeq, a predicted model, not a curated record
GAGCUGUGAGUAGUAGGGUGGGGGGGGGGUUUGGACUACUGCGGCUUGUGUUGGCUCGCUCCCAUGGAGGCGGCGGAGGGGGCGCCGGAAGCGACGGGUGCCGGAGCCGGAGCCGGCGGCGGCCUCUCCACCGGCCGGAAGCUGGUGCCGUGGCCGAGCUGGGCGGAGUGGCGGUUCGUGCGCGACGGCCUCUUCUCCGCCUCCCCCGUCGCCGCUCUUCGCAGGAUCGCGGCGUGGCGGAGCAGGGGCUCCCUCCCGGUCCCCGUCGAUGUGACCGCCGCCUUCGUCGAGAUACGGCUGCGGGAUCCCUUCUUCCGGAGUGUGAUGGUGGCUGCGGAUGAUACGCUGGAGUCGGAAGAGAUGCUGGCGAUGCUGUAUAGUAUGGCAAUCAUGAGGCUCGUAAAUGGUUUUGUGGAGAACCCACAAAAGAAAACUGGUUAUUCAAUAUCUGAAUUAGCUGAGGCUGUUGGAAUACCACGAGUUCUUGUCGACAUUCGUCAUGAGAGUUCCCAUCGCAGUCUUCCCUCUCUGCGGCUGCUACGGUUGGCAGCCAUUAAGGCAUUUGAUUGGUUGAAGUGUAUUUACUGGGAUUCCCAAUCUAAUGCUAUUCCUGAUGUUCAAGUAGAGCUAAGCUCAAAAUUGCACGAUAUCAAUCACUUUCUGAGUGGAAAAGAUUCAGUGAAAGCGAAGUCAGGCUCCAAAAGGAAACGUUCGGAGAAAAUGAUUUCCAGAAACACAAAAUAUGUUCGCCGCCUUUACUACGCAUGUCCUUCUGAGGUUGCCUCUAUUAUAUUGGACUUUUUUCAACUUGAUGCCCCUGAGUCCUCUGAAAAUAGCGAUGUGCAACAAACUGAUAGUUUGGAUGUAGAUCAGUCAUCUGGUAUUCACAACCAAAUAUCAAAUAAUGAUAUGAAAACUAUUGUAACAAAAUUAUCAGAAAAGGAACCAAGAUUGCUGCUUGGCAUACUGAAGUCGGUAAUUGAAACAAUUGAGACUUGUGAAAGCCUUGAAUACAAAGGUGAAUCCAAUGCUUGCCUGCCAGCUAAAAUGGAAAAUCUAUGUUCCCUUCUUUUGUGGCUUGUCACAAAGGUAAAAGAAUUAAAGGAUUCAGGCUGCAUUGGACUUGUCCAUGAAAUAGGAGUGCUCUCUUCAGACAGGAAUGCAGUCCCACGUUUCUGCCUAGCGAAACUUCUGCAGAAGUUGUUGGUUUUAUCUAUUAUAGGUGACAGACGUAUCAUAGAUGCAGCGCUACUGCUGAUUGACAUGACCACCAACAAUGUGAAGGAGAAACUGUUGAAGCUUCCUGCUUUAUCCCUGGGAAGGUUGGCUAGAGAUUCUACCCUCCCUGAGUCCAGAAAAGAAAUAGAAUCAGUUGACAAGGCAACAGAGAAGCUGGAAAUGUUCAAAUCGCAAUUGAAACAGAAGGACAUAUGUUCGGUAGAAAAUGGCACCGGGGGAUCAUUGCACACUAUCAUUCCAGAGAAACGUAAUAGAUGGUCUACAGCAAAGUCCUGGACCCCCUGUCCAAUUGGAAUGAUACCUUGUUCAUUUAGUUCAGUGCCUGUUCUUCCUAAUCUUGACGUCGCCGUUCAUGAAGAUGACACAUUAGAGGAACAUGUAAAUUUUGAGCCUGAUGACCAUCCUGAAAUAAUUGAGCAUUAUUCUCACGCUGAGAAGCAAUUGGACGCUGAAAUCAUUACAGAAAUAUCAAAAACAUCACCUGAAUGUGAGAUUUCAGAGAUGCCAGAAUUGGCCUUUCCUUUGAAGGGUAGGUUACUGGUUGGUGGUGUGUGGAAGGUGGUGAGCAAGGAGGAGCUGCUCUCUAUCAAGUCAAAGAUGAAAAUUUUGUUGUAGCAACAUCUACUUCAGUUUUGUCAUCUUAAACCAAAAAUUUUAGGCUGUAAAACAAACAAGGAUACUACCAUUGUACUAGUUAAGAGAAAAAAUGUCAUUUUUCACUGGUUUUGCUUAGCGUCCGUUGAGAUAAAUAGCAGCUUAGUAGCUUAGUUCUAUCAUCAGAGAACAAUACAUAGGCAAACAGCAUGAGCUUUUGGCAAAAGUAAGGAGAUGGAAGAAUAGCAUUGGCUAGCCAUUUGCUGCUCUAUCCGAUAGACAUGUUCAGUUAUAAACUUCUACAGUCAUGUAGCGUGUGUCAUGCCUGAAGCCAGGCUCCUUGAAGCAGGUGUUUGGUUAACUGCGCGCGAGCAUAGUUGCAGUUGCAGCUAUUUUGCUAGUACUAAAUUUCUCAAACGAUGUAUGCCAAAAUGUCCUCCAGUUAGAUUCUGGUUUCAAGAGCUGCUCUUUAUCACUUGAG